AUGUUUUUUACACCUCAUGUAUAUGGGUAUUAUGACUUUGUAGACCCACCACUUUCAGUUCCACAAAAUCUCAUGCUUGCCAUUGCUGGUUAUUUCACGCUAGUCAAUGUGGGAGCGUAUGGAUUAUUUUACUAUGACAAAUAUCAGGCAAGUACCAAGGGAUGGCGAGUUAAAGAGUCGGAUCUGCAGCUAUCUGCACUUGCUGGAGGAUGGAUUGGCGGAACACUUGCCAUGCAACACUUUCGUCACAAGACAAUCAAAAAGGCUUUCCAGCAGCCUUAUUUGAUUGCAGUGGGAAUGAAUAUCGUUGCUUGUGUAGGCGCAGUGGCAGCAUGGAUUCGUGUUCCUGCAGUGCGCAAAACUGCCUAUACUCUAUUCAGAGAAUCUCAAAGACGAUAA
This is a messenger RNA of Batrachochytrium dendrobatidis JAM81, 399 nucleotides long. RefSeq lists its product as uncharacterized. The record is from RefSeq and is a predicted model, not a curated record. The coding region runs from base 1 to 399 and encodes 132 amino acids. Lineage: Eukaryota; Fungi; Chytridiomycota; Chytridiomycetes; Rhizophydiales. The transcript is spliced from 2 exons.